UAGCUGAUCAGCCAUGCAUCCUCACGGGGUUUUUAAAUAUAAUAACAAAAGACGCGGCGCUUUUACCCGCGCCGCAAACAAAAAUACAAAUAAUAAUAAAUAGGGGCGGGACACUCCGCCACAAAGGGUUUGUCAACAAAUUCCAGGAUUCCUUUCCUAAAAUUAUCAAGGUGACAGUGGGCUUCCUGGGGAGACAAGAAUCGGACAGCAUCAGUUCCAGCACACUGCUGCGAGUGCAUUCUCUGUACUCACAGGAAAGAGCCGUGGUGGAGAGUAAAUCUGGGAAAGUCCUGUCUCUGCCCACCAAGCUGACCUCUAUGACCUUCUUCAUCAUCAGCCAGAGCGGUGCCAGAGAGGGGCCAUUCACCCUGCUAGAGAUCGAGGAAGCCUUCACCCUGCCUGUCAAGAUCCAGCCCACGACUGCCCUCACCAUCCAAGAGUCAAGCAGCUCCCGCAGUCCCGGGCAGAACCUCGACUCUCUCACCUUCACACAGUCCUACCAGGAGUCCUUCCUGCUGGGCCACUGCCUCAACAACAAAGGGACCCUGCUGGAGCAAGUGCCGCUGGUGCUUCCCAUGUACAUGAAAGAGGUGCGACUGGUCCUGGCCGAGGGAUUGGAGGGAGAGAACGAGGAGCAGUGGGAAGCAAUCUGCAGCGCUUACAAUGAGAGGAUCAGGGAGCUGGGACACAUGGAUCACUUCAUCUUCCAAGGUAUUACUCUGCUUGAGAAAAAGGAGUUGAUCACUCCUCAGAACCUGUAUGCAGAAAUUGAGCCCAUUUAUAUGGACUUGAAAAAGCAGGGGGAUACCUUUAGUCUCUACUGUUCGCUGGAUAAGCCAGUCUCUCCCCCCGAAGGCCCUGCCUGGCCACUUACCUUAAAGCCACAAAUCCCUGCCAAGCCCCAACCCCUCCCCAAACCCACCAGCCCCUUCCAGGAACCCAUCAGCCCCCUCCAGGAACCUGAGCUCAGCACCUACCGCAGCCUGGCAGAGGUGCCCCAGGAUCUGCACUCACUCAGCAUAAGGGAGGUGUGUGACUGCCUCCUGCUGUUGAAUCUGGGGAGCUACACACAGGCCUUUCUCCAGGAGCAGAUAGACGGGGACUUGCUGUAUGAGCUUGACCACAUACACAUGAGGGACACUCUGGGUAUGAGCAGCCUGCACAUCACCAAGCUGCUUCGCUUCAGACAAGGCUGGAGGCCCCGGGUGGAGCCGGACGCAAAGGUUUAAGUGACUCACAUUCGCAACUGAAACAUAUCUUUGAGUUUUUUUAGUUAGUGCGCAAAUGAAAUCACUUGCAUGUUCAUGUAGACACCCACACACACUGUACUGGUAAGUAUCUAGUGGCGCGUAUCAGAAGUGAUCUUUCACUGUGAUCUUUAUGGGCGUUGCAGAUACUGUUUUAUUUCCAUCUGCCUCCUCCAUCUGUAGAGUGGAGUUAUCUUUCUUGGACCAUGUUAUUUCACAGCAAAUCAUAUUAAAUACUACAUCAUUUUUAUCAUUAACAGGCACAAAACUAUGACCAUUAGAAAUGUUACGUACAUAAAUUGAGGACAUUUUGAUUUUCAGGCUUUUAGAUACAGUAUGUAGAUUUGUUCUCAUUAUAUCACGGUAGAUUUUUUUAAAUAACAGAGAUUUCAUUAAGAUGUUUUUUUUUUUUUUUUUAAACUUGGUUCUGGAUGUUCUAUACUGAGGUUUACUUCUGAUGUUUUUCAAAGGGCAUAUAUUAACAUAAACUUAAGCUGGGAUUGUGUGGUCACUAUGACAGCGUAGUAUGGGAAUUCAAUCCAGCUUCCUCAUUUAAUCUUUCUUUAACGUUUCUUCAAAUCUCAAAUCUCUCUGUGAAACCUAUGAUAAUGCUGUUAUGUUUUUUAUAAAGAUGAUUGUCGCACUCACAAACAGCUUCGAUGGCUUUAAUUGGCUUGAGGUGAGUAAAGCUCAUUCCUGUCAUGACCUGGGGCUGUCACCCCACUUAUGCUCAGCCUUCAAAAGAAUUUGCAGUGGGCCAAGCAGGCGUCCUUCUCCAGAUAAUCCUCUUUCUUCAGCCAGAGAGAUUGGAAUCCCUUUAGGGAGGUCAGGAUGGAGCCCCCAACCCAGGAUGAGAUCUUCCUGUGGGGGGCAGCGAGCACCUUGACCUUGUUGUUGCCUGGGUUGGAGGCGCGGAGCUCAGCCUGGAUGCGCUCGGGGAAGCCGGGCAGCUUGGAGGUGUCCCCGCACACUAGCACCCUUGAGAGCACCAAGGGCCGGUACAUGGGCCCCACCUUCUGCAGGCUGUCCGUCGCCAUGGCUUGGAUGUGUGAUAGAAGAAUAAUAGAAUAAUCACACGAAGAGUCCUAAUCUAAUGUGUUUGGGUGAUCUCUGUGAUUUGUAUAACCUGAAUUAUGAUAUUAUAUGAAGUUUGAUGUUAACAUAGUAUUAGAUUUACAAUGUUGAACUAACACACUGGAAUAUGGCCAAGGGUCAGCAGCCCUGUUUUCAGAGAAGUGCAUGAGUCAGCGACAUGAGAAUAGGACACUGUCUCAAAUGAUAAUAUUUUGAGACAGCGAUAAUUCCUCUUUUCUCCCCAGUCACUUAGUUAAUAUUCUUGUAUUAGGGGAAUCAACUUUGUGGGCCAUGAUAGACACUCUCUCCCUAGCAACUAGAAAAAUCAACCAAUCAGAAAAGUCGGUAGACAACAGUAUCAAGAAUACCACAAGGUUGGUUUGAGCUGACUAAGGAAGAUAAGAAUUACCACAAGUCAUGAACUCUGUGCAAAAACUGAUUCUAUAAGGAACUGUUUGACUUAAUGUAUUUUGAGCCUUCUUAGCGAUUGCUUGCAGAGUCUGUGUUACUCUGUUGAAUGCUCCAGUUUGCAAACUAAUAAAGUGUGAAUUUGCUCCAA
This is a messenger RNA of Acipenser ruthenus (sterlet), 2880 nucleotides long. RefSeq lists its product as uncharacterized. The transcript is spliced from 5 exons. Gene Ontology annotation, molecular function: protein binding. Lineage: Eukaryota; Metazoa; Chordata; Actinopteri; Acipenseriformes; Acipenseridae. The record is from RefSeq and is a predicted model, not a curated record. The coding region runs from base 318 to 1229 and encodes 303 amino acids.